AUGGCGACUGAGGCUGUCAUCGAGGCGGCCAGCGGCGGCUCGUCGCCAAACACAAGCGACAGGACCAUCGGUGUCAAGCGAGCGUCGAUGGCGGGCGACGGCGGCGACGGCCCUGCGCACAAGGUGACCAAGCGCCGGGCUGCGCGGGCCUGCGUGUCGUGCCGAGCGCGCAAGGUGCGCUGCGACGUGGUCGAGGGAGCGCCGUGCGGAAACUGCCGUUGGGACAAUGUCGAGUGCAUCGUGCAAGAGAGCCGUCGGCGAAAGAAGAAUCUUAUUACGGCAAGUGCCGCCGGCGGCGGGUCAGCCGAGGCACAGCAGCAGCAACAGCGGCAACAGCAUCAGCAGCAUCAGCAACAGCAGCAGCAGCAACAGCAGUUGCGAUGCAGAGUGACGUCUUCGACAACGGCGACGAACCCAUCAUCAUACAAAGCCGCGACUGCCACUGGAGGAGGCAGCAACAGCAGCAGCAAUAGCAACAGCAACAGCAACAACAACAACAGCAGCGGCGACAGCAGCUACGGCUUCGGCCACGGCAGCACCAACGGCACGGGCAACAAUGGCCCCGUCCCAUCGCCGACGACGGCCGCCGCCUUGGCCGGCGACUCCAACGGCCACGUUCCGCACAUGAUUUAUCAACGCACCGUCGGCUAUCGUCAUGACCCUGGCCUGUUCCCUCGGGCCCUCUCGGCCGACAACACCAACGCCUGGAACCCCAGCCUCGCCAACCCUGCCGACCUCUUUGGCAGCGGCCGCACCGCCCAGUUCCUCAGCUCCCUCGAGUUCCCCGAUGCCGGCGCCCAGCUGCCGGGCUUCAUCCGCCCUCUGCCCGCCAAGAUCGCCCCCGAGGACGUCCGCUACCUCUAUGCCAAGGGCGCCCUGACCCUGCCUGGCGUUGCGCUGCAAAACGCCCUGUUGCAGGUUUACGUCGAAUAUGUCCACCCCUACAUGCCGCUCAUGGACCUCCACGACUUCCUCGGCGUCGUCGCCCGCCGUGACGGCCUCGAUGGCCAGACCAGCCUCUUCCUCUACCAGGCCGUCAUGUUCUCGGCCACGGCUUUUGUCGACAUCAAGUACCUGCGCGAGGCCGGCUAUGUCUCGCGCAAGGCUGCCAGGAAGGCAUUUUUCCAAAAGACCAGGCUGCUCUACGACUUUGACUACGAGUCGGAUCGCCUCGUCCUCGUCCAGGGGCUCAUGCUCAUGACGUACUGGUACGAGACGCCCGACGAUCAAAAGGACACCUGGCACUGGAUGGGCGUUGCCAUCUCGCUCGCCCACACCAUUGGCCUGCACCGCAACCCCGAGACGACGUCCAUGUCAGUCCCCAAGCAGCGGCUGUGGAAGCGCAUCUGGUGGUCAUGCUUCAUGCGCGACCGCCUCAUCGCCCUCGGCAUGCGCCGCCCCACGCGCAUCAAGGACGAGGACUUUGACGUGCCCAUGCUUGUCGAGAGCGACUUUGAGAUCCAGGCGCUGCCCAACUCCAACUCGGUCAUCCCGGCCGAAUGCACCCUCAUGCGAGACGUGGCCAUGCAGCGCGAGCUGGCCGUCUUGUGCAUCACAAAGGCCCGGCUGUGCAUCUGCAUCAGCCACAUGCUCAUGGCCCAGUACUCGGUCCUCAUCCGCGACAAGAUGAAGCCCGAGAACACGACAAACAGCACCAUGAUGCUCUUCCCCAACAAGCAGCCCGACAACGUCGAGGGCCUCCACGCCGUCAACCUCGAGCUCUGCGCCUGGGCCGAGUCCCUGCCGGCCUGCUGCCAGUACCGGCCGCUCACCCCCCUCGACGUCAAGGACGGCCGCUCCACCAUUGCCGUCCAGCGCACCCUGCUGCACAUGGUCUACCACACGACCGUCUCGGCCCUCCACCGGCCACAGUUUCUGCCCUCGUCGCCCCUGCAGGCCCCCAUUACGUCGCGCCAGGCCCAGGACAUGUCGCGCCUGCGGGUCCGCGACGCCGCGUCGCAGAUUACCUGCAUGGCGACGCAGCUGCACCACCUACGGCUGGAGCGCUUCCUGCCGACCACGGGCGUCACCGUUAUCCUGCCGGCCAUGAUCAUCCACCUGCUCGAGAUGAAGAACCCGGUGCCGCAGGAACGGGAGCGAGCGACGCGUGGCUUUCGGCAGUGCAUGCGCGUCAUGGAGAAGCUGCGCGAAAUUUACGCCGCCGCCGACUACGCCUCGGGCUUCCUCGAUGCGGCCCUGAGAAAGGCGGCCAUUGACAUCAACACGGGCCAGUCGACGCUCGCCAUGAUGAAGCAGGCGGCGCCGGCCGAGUUCAGCGUGCAGACGCCGCCGCCGGACAACGUGCCGUACAUGACGGCGUCGGAGUCGCUCUUUAACGAGAAGCUGAAGCAGCCGGCCAGGCAGGCGAUGCUGCCGCCCAAGACAGUCAACGCGGCGGCGCUGGAGCUGUCGGCCAACUCGCCGCCGCACACCGACUUUGACUCGGCGGGAGUGACGCCGAGCGCCAGCGGCGGGUCUGACGUGGUGGCGGCCGAGAUGGACACGAUGGACCUCGACUUCAUGCAGGGCCACGACGAGUUUGACUGGAACGCGGUGGCGGGCACCGACUUUGACGUGGACCAGUGGCUGCAGUUCCCGCCCGAGGGCGUCAACGAAGCCGGCUUCGGGCUUGAGGGCGACGAGGCCGAGAGCAAGGCCAUGGCGCAGGUGCUCAACCUCGAGCAGCUUGCCGGCGACGAAGUGAUGCUACCGGCGGAGCCGGGCAAUGCAGGCGUCGGGGCGACGGCGCAGGCCUGA
This is a messenger RNA of Hirsutella rhossiliensis, 2757 nucleotides long. RefSeq names its product fungal specific transcription factor domain-containing protein. The record is from RefSeq and is a predicted model, not a curated record. Bases 1 to 2757 code for a protein of 918 amino acids. Gene Ontology annotation, molecular function: DNA binding; DNA-binding transcription factor activity, RNA polymerase II-specific; zinc ion binding. NCBI's taxonomy places the organism in Eukaryota, Fungi, Ascomycota, Sordariomycetes, Hypocreales, Ophiocordycipitaceae. Gene Ontology annotation, biological process: DNA-templated transcription; regulation of DNA-templated transcription. The transcript is spliced from 5 exons.